Messenger RNA from Dimorphilus gyrociliatus, 505 nucleotides. Lineage: Eukaryota; Metazoa; Annelida; Polychaeta; Dinophilidae. The record is from the annotation of a GenBank genome assembly.
UAUGCAAAAUUUUUUUGAACAACGUGGAAUAGGCAGAAAUUCAGCUGAUCCUUUUAAUUGCAAGAGACACUCUGAAAAGCCAAAACUCUCCAACGAAAAAUCUAUGAGCAACCUUAAAGACGAAAUUUCAAAUGAGAUUGAAAAAAUUAAAGAAAAGAAAGAGAUGAAGCUUGCUCAGAUUGAACAAGAGGUGCGAACUUUGAAGGCUGUGAUAGCCAAACACGAAAGUAUUCUUAAUGAAGAAGUCGAAUCGUUUUACUCGAAUCGCCAAUCGAAACUAGAAAGCUUGUUAGAAAGCAUAUCAACAAUAGAAAAGCCUCCUACAUCAAAUGAUGCAGAGAUUCAAUCUCUUUACAAGUCUACCUAUUCAGCUCUUGAAAAGAAGCUCAUAAAAGUGAUAGAGAAUACUCUAUCAGGAGAUAUUGCUUUUACAGAAUCAAAGCUAAACUCUCAAGUAACAAUUGGAGAAAUAACGUUACCUAUUAAAAUUCAUCAUUCGCAUUGA